UAUAUACAUAUAUAACAUUGUGUUAAUUCUUAUAUAGGUAUAAGAAUGCAGACGAAUAGCGGAUGAAAACUUAUACCUGUUAUCAGAAGAAAUAUGCCUGCAGAUAAGGUUUAUGCAAUCCUUGAGGUUAAGAUAUCUAAGAUUAAUGUAACAUUGUAUUGAUUAGAUGAAUAUUCGUCAAGAGUUUACGAAACGAUUCUGAUGAAAACAGAAGCUUUCCUCAACAAAAGAAAAGGAAUUAAACGACAUGAGCAUCUAUAAAGAAUGUAGUAAUUCUUUAUCGAAGGCUAUGACUGAAAAUCAAAGACUUGAUGAUAUGGACAAUAAACAUGGAAAAGAAACAAAGAAAGAUCAGGACGAAAAAGAAAAUGUAACUCCACAAUCUAUAGAUCUUGAUUACAUAUUGGCAAAUGAGUUAGGUCAGUUUGGCUGGUUCCAGCUAAGGAAUGUCCUCUUGCUUUCUCUAUUAAGUUUACUCGGCGGAACAAUGGGCGAGUUUAUAUUCUCAACAGCAGCUACACCCCACAGAUGUCGCAUUCCAGAAUGCAGUGAGGGUGAAAAGUUGCAUGAAUUUAAUCCUGAAUGGAUUAAAAAUGCGAUUCCAGAGACUAGUUCCGGCUUUGCGAGUUGCGAAAGGUAUGCCCCUGUGGGAACUAAUGGGAGCUUGGACUACUGCCCUGCCAACCUGUUCGAUCAGUCCAACACUGUAGCUUGUGAUGGUUUCAUAUAUGCGAAAAAUAAUACAGUUGUGUAUGAAUUUGACCUUGGAUGUAACGAGUGGUUGCGAGCCUUUGCGGGAACUAUACAAAGUAUAGGGAGUCUUCUCGCAUUAGCGAUCACUGGAUUUAUCUCGGAUCGCUUCGGGCGGAGGAUAGCUUUGGUCAUCAGUAUCGUCAGUCUGGGUUUGUUCGGUUUCAUUCGUGCAUUCUCUGUUAGCUACACCAUGUAUCUGAUACUACAGUUAGUGCAAGCAACUUUCGGGGCCGGAGCAUUUAGUUCCGCGUUUAUUCUCGGUACGGAGCUCGUUGGCCCAAAGUAUCGUGUUAUCACAGGUGUGACUAUUACUUCAAUGUUCACACUAGGAGAGGUAGUAUUGGGUGGUAUCGCUUGGCUGAUCUCACCGUGGCGAUACGUGAUCAUGGUCACUACUAUCCCAUGCUUCUUCUUUGUCUUGUAUUACUGGAUUAUCACAGAAAGUGUGAGAUGGUUACUAUCGAUAAAAAAGUCAACAGAGGCUAAAAAAAUAUUACAUACUAUUGCGAGAGUAAACAAAACACAAAUCAGUGAAAAGUCUCUAGAAGUAAUUCUUAACCCAUCACAACUCACGAUUACAGAAUCUAAUGCUAACAGUAUUGGAUUAGUUCGCAGUAUAAUACAUUCUCCAAUUCUGCUAAGAAGAAUUUGCACGACGCCAUUAUGGUGGAUGACAAUGACGUUUGUCUACUACGGCCUGUCCAUCAACUCCAUCUCUCUCUCCGACACCAUGCAUUUGAAUUAUAUGUUGACAUCUUUUGUCAGUAUUCCUGGUUUUUACUCAUCUGCGUUCCUCUCGAAUACAAUUGGCAGAAAAUUUACUGUUGCAGUUGGUUUCUUUAUAAGCGCUGCUUGCAAUAUCAGUUUUGUCUUCAUACCCAGAGGCUUUGCCAUCCCACGCCUUAUAGUGUAUCUUCUUGGAAAGUUCUUCAUCUCGUCCGUCGCGUCUACGCUAUAUAUCUACACAUCGGAACUAUAUCCGACAGAGUACCGACAUACUUUACUUGGCUUCUCUUCCAUGAUUGGUCGUAUUGGAUCCAUGUUUGCUCCUCUUACUCCAGCACUUAUGAUCUAUUAUGACGGUCUUCCAUCGUUGCUGUUCGGAGGUAUGGGGGUAUUUGCCGGUCUGCUGGUGCUCACGCAGCCGGAGACCCUGGGCUGCAACAUGCCCGACACCCUGGCUGAGGCGGAAGCCAUCGGGAAACCAGAGUCCAAAAUAACAGCUGGUUGAUAAUGGUGUAAAUAUU
Maniola jurtina (meadow brown) is the source of this 2000-nucleotide messenger RNA. RefSeq names its product solute carrier family 22 member 7-like. Gene Ontology annotation, molecular function: transmembrane transporter activity. Gene Ontology annotation, cellular component: membrane. NCBI's taxonomy places the organism in Eukaryota, Metazoa, Arthropoda, Insecta, Lepidoptera, Nymphalidae. Gene Ontology annotation, biological process: transmembrane transport. The record is from RefSeq and is a predicted model, not a curated record. The transcript has 7 exons. The coding region runs from base 248 to 1984 and encodes 578 amino acids.